CUCCACAAUGUCUGAUUGGCUCGUCGCGUGUUCUCCUCAGUUCCCCCAUUCUCCUCACGUUACAUUGACAACGGAAUACUAUUGCCUAUGGUCCUGUCCGAUAAGCUUGCUCCAUCGCCUCCACUACGUCAAGUGGAGUAUCAGACACGAGCUCUACCCCAGAUAUCGCCUGCUUAUCGCUGGUCGCUUUGUCAUGCCAGUACAGAUCACAUCGGCAAUUCCGAUAACAGAUGGUGCCAUCGUCUUUCCGAGAGAUGAGGGGAAGUAUAUGAAAGCCCCAAGUCUCCCUACCUUCUUCUUGCCUUGAAUCCAUCUUUCAACGUUUCAUUCCCCUCCCAACCUGCGACACGCUUCAUCUUCAAAAUGGCCGAGGAAAAGGCUCCCCGACCCACCAUGGAUCCGAAGUUGGAGAAGCACGCUCAUGAUGCGGAUGAGGCGAUGAAGGCCUUUGAGGGUAUAGAGGGCGAGUCUAUUACCCUCGAUGAAGAAACGAACAAAAGACUUUUGAAGAUUAUUGACUGGCAUAUGAUGCCGAUCAUGUGCCUUGUGUAUGGGAUGAAUUAUUUGGAUAAAACUACCUUGUCGUAUGCUAGUGUCAUGGGAAUCAAGAAGGAUAUUAAUUUGAAGGGCGAUGAUUACCAAUGGUUGGGGAGUUUAUUCUACUUUGGCUACUUGGCAUGGGAGUAUCCGACCAGUCGACUUCUCCAGCGUCUACCCCUAGGCAAAUACUCUGCAGCCUGUAUCAUAAUCUGGGGCACCAUCUUGUCCUGCUUUGCUGCUGUCAGCAACUUCACUGGGGCCAUUGCAAUUCGGUUCUUCCUGGGUGUUUUUGAAGCUUCCGUUACCCCCGGCUUUGCUCUGUUGACUUCCCAGUGGUAUACCAAGCAAGAACAGAACAGCCGAGUCAAUAUAUGGUUCAGCUUCAAUGGCUGGGGCCAGAUUCUCGGCGGCUUGACGGCAUACGGCAUCGCAGUUGGUACGGCGAAGCAUGGUUCGGCCAUCGAGCCAUGGAAGAUUGUGUUCCUCUUCACGGGGCUGCUCACGGUGGCCUUGGGAGUAAUCUUCUUAUGGGUCGUUCCUGACAGCCAGCUCAAUGCUCGCUGGUUGAAGAAAGAGGACCGGAUCCUGGCCGUGGCGCGUGUCAAGGUCAACCAGCAAGGCAUCGGCAACAAACAUUUCAAGCUCUACCAGGUGAAGGAGGCACUCCUGGACCCAAUGACCUGGGCAUUCUUCUUCUACGCACUCAUUGCAGAUAUCCCUAAUGGUGGAAUCACCAACUUCUUCAGUCAGAUGAUUUCCAGCUUCGGUUACACCGCUGAGCAGAGUCUCUUGUACGGUACUCCAGGCGGCGCCGUCGAGGUGGUCGCACUUCUUGUGAACGGAUAUGUGGGCCAGAUCACCGGACAACGGAUCCUCUGCAGUACUGGCGGUCUCAUUACCUCGAUCAUCGGAAUGGUCCUCAUCGUUGCCCUGCCGUUAUCGAACAACGUUGGCCGUCUGAUAGGUUACUACAUGACCCAAGCGAGCCCGACGCCAUUCGUGGCGCUCUUGUCUCUUGUGUCUUCAAACAUCGCUGGCUACACUAAAAAGACCACCGUGGCUGCGCUGUACCUGAUCGGUUACUGUGCCGGGAACAUCAUCGGGCCUCAAAUCUUCCGCCCCAAGGACGCACCCCGAUACGUACCCGCCGAGAUCACCAUUAUCGUCUGCUGGGGCGUUUGCCUGCUGCUGCUUGUCUUUAUCUGGUGGUGGUACAACAAGGAGAACAAGCGGAAGGCUCUCAUCCGGGCGUCACCGGACUACGUGAGUCUAGAGAAUCAAGCGUUCCUCGAUUUGACGGACGGAGAGAAUCAUGAGUUUAUUUAUGCGCUGUAGCUCUAUUCCUAGUUAUGAGGUUGAUAUAUAAAUCCCCAUUUUAUGUCUGCAUGCAAUGCUGUCUUUCUAUGUGGCAGCGUGUCAUGUUGGCAACAUCAAAAUACGGUCC
Aspergillus novofumigatus IBT 16806 is the source of this 1984-nucleotide messenger RNA. Its product is annotated as allantoate permease family MFS transporter. Gene Ontology annotation, cellular component: plasma membrane. Gene Ontology annotation, molecular function: dipeptide transmembrane transporter activity; allantoate transmembrane transporter activity. The record is from RefSeq and is a predicted model, not a curated record. Lineage: Eukaryota; Fungi; Ascomycota; Eurotiomycetes; Eurotiales; Aspergillaceae. The transcript is spliced from 8 exons. The coding region runs from base 364 to 1875 and encodes 503 amino acids. Gene Ontology annotation, biological process: dipeptide transport; allantoate transport; tripeptide transport.